GGCCGUUUUUAUAAAACCCUAAACACAACUCAACAAGGGAUUCUCACCUUAGCAAGCUGUUACUUCUCCCGCCUCUCUCUCUCUCUGGGGAAAUUCCAACGCCCAAAAUCGAGCACGAAGGCAGGAAGCAUACCAGUACGUGAUUGGAAAUUUGAUGGGGGUUGAAAGUGGUGAAGGUGCUGCUGCCGUAAAGGAGAAAUACCAACAAUCCCUAGGCAUAUCCUCGGAUGCUGGAAACACCUCCAAACGCUUCGACGACGAUGGCCGCUCCAAAAGAACCGGGAGUGUUUGGACUACAAGUGCCCACAUAAUAACAGCAGUGAUAGGAUCUGGGGUUCUUUCCUUACCCUGGGCCAUUGCUCAGCUGGGAUGGAUAGCUGGUCCAACAGUGAUGCUCCUCUUCUCUUUUGUGACUCUCUACACUGCUUCUCUCCUCGCCGACUGUUACCGCUCCGGUGACCCAGUCACCGGCAAGAGAAACUAUACUUACAUGGAAGCUGUGGAAUCUAAUCUUGGUGGGCUUAAGGUCAAGAUGUGUGGUCUAAUUCAGUAUUUAAAUCUAUUUGGAAGUGCAAUUGGAUACACCAUUGCAGCAUCUAUUAGCAUGAUGGCAAUCAAACGGACUAAUUGUUUCCAUGAGAGUGGUGGGAAAAAUCCAUGCCAUAUAUCAAGCAACCCAUACAUGAUUUUGUUUGGCAUCACUGAAAUAAUAUUUUCCCAGAUACCAAAUUUUGAUCAGAUAUGGUGGCUCUCAAUUAUUGCCGCGGUCAUGUCUUUUACCUACUCAUCGAUUGGUCUCGCCCUUGUAAUUGCCAAAGUUGCAGCUAAUGGGACUAUUAGUGGUAGUCUUACUGGUGCAAGAAUUGGAACUGUGACUCAAGCCCAAAAGAUAUGGGGGAGCUUCCAAGCUCUUGGUGACGUAGCUUUCGCCUAUGCUUACUCUCUGAUUCUUAUCGAAAUCCAGGACACAAUCAAAUCCCCACCGUCAGAAGCAAAAACAAUGAAGAAGGCAACCUCAUUAAGUGUUGGUGUGACCACAGCUUUCUACAUGCUUUGUGGAUGCAUGGGAUAUGCAGCAUUUGGGGACCAAUCACCUGGAAACCUCCUCACUGGUUUUGGGAAUUUUAACCCAUUUUGGCUGCUUGAUAUUGCCAAUGCUGCAAUUGUGAUCCACCUUGUUGGGGCAUACCAAGUUUACGCCCAGCCACUUUUUGCAUUUGUUGAGAAAUGGGCAGCAGAGAAAUGGCCCGGCAAUGAAUUCAUCAUCAAGGAAAUCAAAAUCCCAAUCCCAGGUUUUCGCCCGUAUAACCUAAACCUCUUCCGUUUGUUAUGGAGGACGGUUUUUGUUAUAGUCAGCACUGUAAUAUCUAUGGUUCUCCCUUUCUUCAACGAUGUGGUGGGAUUUCUUGGGGCGAUUGGGUUUUGGCCGAUAACAGUGUAUAUUCCAGUCGAGAUGUACAUUGCACAGAAGAAGAUAGCAAAGUGGAGUAGCAGAUGGAUAUGCCUCCAAUUGCUUAGCAUUGUUUGUCUUAUAAUUUCUAGUGCAGCUGUUGCUGGUUCUAUUGCCGGUAUUGUUCUUGAUCUCAAGAUUUACAAGCCAUUCCAAACAAGUUUCUAGACCUGUAGUGUUUUUGUUUGUUUUUUUUCCCUUGAAAUUGAUUUAGAGAAGGAAGUAGUUAACAAGUUUCUAUAUUGUUUUUUUCGGUUAAGGGUUUUGGAUUUUAGAUUCUAAUAAUUAUCCUAUUCUUUGUUCACUCAUUAUCUCUAUUUUCAAUCAUUAAUCAUCUUUUUCU
Messenger RNA from Rhododendron vialii, 1793 nucleotides. Its product is annotated as amino acid permease 3-like. The transcript is spliced from 7 exons. The record is from RefSeq and is a predicted model, not a curated record. Lineage: Eukaryota; Viridiplantae; Streptophyta; Magnoliopsida; Ericales; Ericaceae. The coding region runs from base 155 to 1618 and encodes 487 amino acids. Gene Ontology annotation, cellular component: plasma membrane.